CUUGACACUUGUGCGCAUGACACAUCUUGCGUCAGCAGAGCAGAACUCUCCUAUGACGUCAAGUGUGCUAACUGUCGUAACAGCACAUUCAAGAGGAAAUAAGUGCGCAGGACGCUAAUAAGUCAGUGUUAUUUGUUCUCUAGUUUGUAAAUAUUCAUGUCGUAUAAAAUAAUUAUUUGAUCUUUAACGAUUAAAUCGUCUCAGUGCGCGAGAAGCUGCUCGUGCUAGUUAGCUUAGGUUGCUAGUUAGCUUAGCUAGUUAGCCGCUAACUAGGUACACGCAGCCCUAAGCAGAGAUUAGCUGUGACUACUUUAAAGUGUGUGAACAUGUGUCAACUACAAAUGUUGAGAGUGUUGGUGAAUCAGCGACUAAAUGCUGCUGUUGAAGAAAUAUUCCUAGUGUUCCAAAGAACCAUCGCACAAUACGAGGCGGAACUUUCUCGAACCAAAGAGGAGAACCAUCAACUACUGGACGCUGUUUGCAAGAAACAUCAACUUCAAGGAGAACUGUUUCAACAACGGGUUAGCUUCUGAUUGACAAGUGAGCAUCCAAUCAGAAAUCAUCUUCUCUCUGAGCAACAGGAGUGGAGCUUCAGGAUGGCGCAGGAGGGACCACAGUCCUCUCACUUUAGGGAGGGACAAAAAGCGUUAGAGACACAUUACUUUAAAAAGGAAGAGGAGGACCUACUAAACCCCCAAUCGAAAGAGGAAGGGGCGGCACCACAGCCACCCCACUUUCAAGAAGAGGAAGAAAAGGCGCCACAAACCCCGCACAUUAAAGAGGAAGAGGAGGAACACAGCAUCAGUCAGGAGUUCCCAGUGACUGGUGUCCCUGUGAAGAGUGAAGAUGAGGAGGUCAAAGGUGAAAGUGAGGAGGAGCCUCCAAGCCAACACAUGACAAGAGAAGCUGAUGGAGGACCACCAGCAGACAAGUUCUUAGCUCCACUAUCAAGGUCACACUCUCAUGACUCUGAUGAUGGAGACCAGUGUGGAGGACCACCAGCACACAAGUUCUUAUCAAGGUCACACUCUGAUGAUGGAGACCACUGUGGAGGACCACCAGCAGACAAGUUCUUAGCUCCACUAUCAAGGUCACACUCUCAUGACUCUGAUGAUGGAGACUCUAAAGAUGGUCAGACACACUUUAAAUGUUCACACUGUGACAAAACUUUCAAAUACCCUAGUCUUCUGAAAAAACACGCAAGAAUGCACACUGGAGAGAAACCUUUUUGCUGCUCGGAAUGUGGUAAAGCUUUUUCAAGGAAGAAUUUGUUGACAGUACACAUGACAACGCACUCUGAGGAAAACCCUUUUUUAUGUCCAGUGUGUGGUAAAGGUUUUGUGCAAAGUCACAUUUUCAAAGUACACAUGCGAAUACACACUGGAGAGAAAUCCUUUGUGUGUUCAAUCUGUGGCAAAGGUUUUGUACAAAGUAACAAUUUGACAGUACACAUGAGAAUACACACCGGAGAGAAACCUUUUACUUGCUCAGUCUGUGGCAGAGAGUUUGUUAAAAGUCAGUGUUUGAAAGUACACAUGAGAAGGCAUUCUGGGGAAAAGCCAUACUCCUGUCCAAGCUGCAACAAACACUUUUGUGAACGAUCAAACCUUGUAAGACACAUGAGGAGACACACAGGAGAGAAAGUGUUUAGUUGCAGUGCGUGUGAGGAAAGGUUCUCGUAUAAGUACCAGCUCAACAAACACCAGUGUGCUGCUGGGGAGAACAGCAGCAGCACAAUUUGAAACUGUCAAGACUCUGUUGACUUUGACUCAACACGUGUGACAUCAUUGUGUGUGGAACACAAACUUGUUGAUAUGCAUAUUUUGGAUUAGUGCUUUUUGACAAACAAUAUGACUGAAAAGGUGAGCGUAAACAGUACAAAACAUAUGUUCAUUUGAUUCAUGAUCAAUCUUAUUUAUAAACACUUUUUUCAAUAAAGUGUUACAUAUUUUCAUUUGUAGUGGUUAGGGUUAGAGAGAGAGGGUUAGAGUUGAGUGACAGGGUUAGGGGAGGGGGAGUGCACGGUCCAUGUACUGCCCAUCAAGGUGACGCCAAGGCCCCCCCCACCCCGAGGCAUCGGGAUUGUGGUGUCGGCCAGCGUGUCAGCACAUUUUUGAGCGGGCUCCGUGUAGCAGUGCUGACCUCUCUGGUUGGCUCCACGGCGUUGGGCUGAAGUCAGGAGGCUCCAUGCAUUCAGAACUUUGUAGUCUCGUCCUCCUCGCUCCAGGUGGCCUGCGGGUGGGAGGGGGUUCACAGCCAGUCCUUGCCUGUACCUGGGGCACCUGGAGUCUGACGUUCCACGGCCUCAAGUCAUUCACGGGCCUUCUGCAUUUUUCUGGCCUUUGUCUGCCGUCUUGCGUCACAGGUGGCCUCUACGAGUCUGCUGGAGCGUUGUGGAAUCAUCUGGGUCGCAGGUGCCGGACAGGUAGGAGGAGGGAACUCACCGCAGAUGUCCGCCUGGGCCUGCAGUCUCGGGGAGUCUAGUCAUAUAUAUGUAUGUAUAAAUAUAUAUAUAUACAUACAUACAUACAAAUAUAUACACAUAUAUAUAUAUAUGUAGCCGAGCUAAAUUUUAUUCUAUUUUAUUUUAAUUUUGGUCAUUUAUUCACAUCAUUUUUUGUGGUGAACUUCCCCAAAAGUGUUUGUCAUUGUAAAUAGGUUCCACUCUAUUAUUUUCCAUUACAUACCUUUUUGUUUCCCUGGGGGGUGAUUUGGCCUUGCACCUUUGUGAGCAGCUUCAGUGAGCACUGACGCUCGGAGCUGCUAAGUCACGUUUAUGUCUCUCUCCCUUUGUUUUUUUAUAAACUUUUUGGUUGUCGUUCUUAAAAGUGUUUUGUGGGAAUGUCUUGUGACUUGUUGGUGGGCAUGCGUGUUGAAUUCCUGAAUGUUGGUUGUUGAAUUAGUGAGAAAAAAAGACUUUUGUAUGCUAAAUGAUGUGUGGAUUAGCCUAUUGCUAGCGGCAGUUGUUGCGGGGUUUCCUGGUCUCGUAAGUUAACGCAGGGGUCAGGGGCUCUGUUGUGUGUCUGUGUGGACAUCUUUAGCAUUAAUAUGACUGUGUAUUAUUUUCUUCUUUAUUUUUAGUGGAGAGAGAUCGUUUUUGCCGUGGAGUGUGUGUGACGCCCCGUUGUUUUUGUUUCUAUUCAAAAAAAGUAUGUAUGUUAUGAGGUAUUUUUGACAUAGUUUAUUGUAUAAAAAGAGUCGAUGUGGGUGGGAAAGAUGAGGUGUAUUACUGCACAUUUUAAGGAUCAUUUUUCUUAAUAUAUAUUGUUAUUUGCUGAAGUAUAUAUUUUAUAUACUGUGUUUUAUUUAAUUGAGACUAUUUUAUGCUUUAUUUACCUUUUCAUUAUUAUUAUUAUUAUUACUAUUUUAGUUAUUAUUAUUAUUAUUAUUUCCACAUUAACAAGACAUAAUUGAAUUGAGUGAGCACGGACGCUCGGAGCUGUGGAGAGAGAUUGUUUUUGCCGUGGACUGUGUGUGACGCCCCGUUGUUUUUGUUUCUAU
Messenger RNA from Nerophis lumbriciformis (worm pipefish), 3501 nucleotides. RefSeq lists its product as uncharacterized. Gene Ontology annotation, molecular function: DNA-binding transcription factor activity; RNA polymerase II cis-regulatory region sequence-specific DNA binding. Gene Ontology annotation, cellular component: nucleus. The record is from RefSeq and is a predicted model, not a curated record. Lineage: Eukaryota; Metazoa; Chordata; Actinopteri; Syngnathiformes; Syngnathidae. Gene Ontology annotation, biological process: positive regulation of transcription by RNA polymerase II.